CAAAAACCGAUCUUUUUUCCGCAAAAGCUUCUUUUUCUUUAAAAAUUCAAUAUUUUUACUAAAAAAAGAUAUUUUUAAUAACAAAAUUAAACUCAGAAUUUUAAGAAACUGAUUACUGCUUCAAAUUCCUCGACCUCGAUUACCUUUAAUCAAACUUUUAAAAAAAUUAUUAUUUUUCAAACAUGCCCUUUCCUUGACAAGAGAAAUCAAACUCGAAAUUUUUGAGAAAUCGACUGAAGAUUCGGAUUCUUCGACCCCGAUUCCUUUUGUUCAAACUUUAUAAAAUAUCGUCAUUUUUAGAAAAUACCCUUUCCUUGACAAAAAGAUCAAACUCAAAAUUUUCAGAAACUGAUCGCAGAGUUAGAUUCCUUAACCUCGAUUACCUUGGGUCAAACUUUAUAAAAAUCCAUGAUUUUUAUGAAAUUGCCUUUCCUCCGGUGAAUUCGGAAAGCUUCUAUUGAAAGUGAAAGGAAUGUAUGUUGCGUUCCGUUCCCCGUUCCCAGGAACGGGAACGCAAUGGCGUUCCCCGUUCCCAAGAACGGGAACGCAAUAGCAUUCCCCGUUCCCAAGAACGGGAACGCAAUAGCGUUCCCCAUUCCUGGGAACGGGAACGUGGUAGCGUUCCCCGUUCCUAAGAACGGGAACGCGGAACACCCAAAGAUAAAAAAGCAAGCGAACACAUCUAGAUACCUCACCAUGUUGAAAUAAAGCUGGAAAAUGCGACUUUGAGAUGCGUUCCCGUUCCUGGGAACGGAACGCUGAGGAACGGGGAACGCUGACACCCCUGGUGCACAGCUUUAAUAGAUAAGCCUAUAACUCAGUACUGUCUAAACAGCAAAUAUUGAGUUUUCAAUCAAACAAUUCUCCUUUUUUUAUUCUACUUGAAAAUCGAUCAUAAGCAUUCAUACAUACUAUAUCGUAAUUUAUGCUCAAAUAAGAUAUCAGUGAUGUUCUAUCACUGUCACUUGUCUAAGAGUCUUAUGCAUUUGAACUGGAACACAAGAAUGAGAAAGAUUGUAUUAGAGAGCAAAACAAAGGAAUAAUGGGUGGUUAACCGAAAAUAUUGCGAUGAAUAAUUUUGAAUCCAACAAAACAGUUAAAACAAAACAAUCGUUGUUAACAAAGUUGAGAAUUUGACUAAAAAACAUUUCUCGUCUUGUAACAAAUCCUAUUUUCAUGAACAGACAAAGUUUCUGUCUCUAUUUCAGACUACCCAUUACGUUCUCCGUCCAGAACCAACAUUCAUCCGAAUGCUCGAUGGCAACAGAAUAGUAUCACUGUGGCUGGAGGAAAUCGACAAGGCAAUGGAAUCAAUCAACUCUCUGACCCAUGGGGUUUGUAUGUUGAUGAUGAUCAAACUGUGUAUGUCGCUGAUUGGUCGAAUCAUCGUAUUGUGGAAUGGAAAUGGGGUGCGACGAGUGGCCAAGUGGUUGCCGGUGGAAAUGGACAAGGAAGUGGGGCUCACCAGUUGUCUUACCCACAAGAUGUGAUUGUCGACAAAGAGAGAGAUAGUCUCAUCAUCUGCGAUCGUUCGAAUAGAAGAGUGGUUCGAUGGCCUCGUCGAAAUGGGACAAGUGGAGAAACAAUCAUCUCGAACAUCGAUUGUGUGGGUUUGACAAUGGACGAGAAUGGAUCUCUCUAUGUCACUGACAAUGGAAAAGGUGAAGUGAGACGAUAUCGAAGAGGAGAAUCUCAAGGAACAGUGGUUGCAGGUGGCAAUGGAAGUGGAAAUCGUCUCGAUCAACUCUCUGACCCACGAUACGUAUUCGUCGAUCGAGAUCAUUCAGUAUACGUGUCUGAGUAUGGAAAUGAUCGUGUGAUGAAAUGGGUGGAAGGUGCAAAACAAGGCACUGUCGUGGCUGGUGGUCAAGGACAAGGAAAUGAUCUUAGACAAUUGUAUUAUCCUCAAGGAGUCGUUGUCGAUCAAUUGGGCACUGUCUAUGUGGCUGAUGCAGGGAAUGAUCGCAUCAUGCGUUGGCCCAAAGGAGCCACACAGGGAAGUGUCAUUGUUGGUGGAAACGGUAGAGGAGGACAAUCCAACCAACUCUAUGAGCCCAUCGGUUUGUCAUUCGAUCGACACGGCAAUCUCUAUGCCGUCGAGUGCGGAAAUCAUCAAGUACACAAAUUCAAUGACAAUUCAAAUGCAUAG
Messenger RNA from Rotaria sp. Silwood2, 2149 nucleotides. NCBI's taxonomy places the organism in Eukaryota, Metazoa, Rotifera, Eurotatoria, Philodinida, Philodinidae. The record is from the annotation of a GenBank genome assembly.